UCUUUCCAAAGGUUCCUUCUUCGUAGUCCUCUUUAUUUUGCAGUUUACGCCAUUCGAGUACCUAUGGUUGAACUUGUACGGAUAGUUCCGCAUUGUUUGAGAUUUGCAUCUUAUUAGACAUUCGAGUGAAUAACAGUGGGGAAGUAAAUAGUAUUUGGAAAUUUGUUAUCGCUGUAUGUGAAAAUGUUCCAAACCGCCUUGUUUCUUCUCUGCUCGGUGGCAGUACUGCUUUCAGGUGCAGAGACUGCUUCUAAUUCUACUAGCUCGAGCAACCCUGUGACCAGCUCUACUGAAACCACAAAUCAACCUACUAAUGCAACUUCCACCUCAACAGUUGCACCAACUCCAGUUCCGCCUACAACAACGGCGGCACCCACUCCUGUGCCACCCACUCCUGUGCCACCCACUCCUGUGCCAACUCCAGAAAUAGGAAAAUGGGUCGUCAAUGAGACUAACGAAACUUGCAUUAUAGUGCAGAUGGCUGUUCAGUUUAAUGUUACAUACAUCACAACCGAUCAGAAGAGUCAUUAUCUAGUACUGGAUCUACCUGUCAAUGAAACUCAAGUCAGAGGCGUAUGCGGUGCUUCAAAAGACAUCGAACAGAAUAUUACACUUUCGUGGCUUACAACUUCCAACAGUACCACUGAAAAUAAUCUGAUACUUCAUUUUAGAAAGAAUAUAACAAAAAAUCAAUAUAGUCUUCACGAUUUGGAAGUAGAUCUUGCACCUGAAAACUUCCCCCACCUUACUAACUCUUCGACGAGGUUUGAACAUAGGAGCGAUCAGUUUACAACUGGACUCGCCAACUCUUACCGUUGUCUGAAGAUCCAAACUUUGAACCUAACAAAAGAAGAUAAUACAACUGUAGGCGAAAUCAAAGUGUCGAACUUACAAUUCCAAGCUUUCCACAGUGGCAAUGCCACCAGUUUUGGCUUUGCUGAGGAUUGUGCCUUCGAUACUCCAGACAUCGUUCCUAUCGCAGUAGGAUGCGCUCUCGCUCUCCUUGUGGUGAUAGUUUUGAUCGCGUACCUUGUGGGGCGUAGGCGCAGCCAAGCUCGUGGUUACCUCAGCAUGUAAUCAAGGAGAUACUUGAACUCGAUACAAAAAAAAUAAUUUUAUUAUUAGCAUUAUCACAGUACAUAACUAUGUAUAAUUAUUGAUUACGGAAAGGUGUUACCUUGGUAAUAUUUCUCAUAUAUCUUUCCGUUGGCAUAUUUAUAUCAGCAAGAUGUAAAUGUUGAUUUAAGCUUUUGUGUUCUACACAGUUGUGUUUCUCAACGAUUUUCAUCCAGUUUUUGCAUUGGUUAGCAAUUUGACGUAGGGGGAUAUAGAUUAUCUACAUAUAUAUGUAAACAACAUGAAAAAAACAGCUUCAUGAAUUUGUAGUACUCAACAGAUUUGAAAAGUUAUAUAAUGUGAUUCUUGGAAUGAAAAUGUGGUACGAUAUAUUUCAGAUAAAUUUUAUUUAAUAAAAUAUCAAUGAAACAACAUUCAAGCGACUGGAGUAAUAAUUAUAUUAGUUACGCUAAAUCAUUAUAAUAAUACAAUAAAUUUAUUGUUUGAAUACGAGUCUGUGAUUCGUAAUGUUUCAUCCUAAGACUGAGAAAAAAGAAUUUAUCUAGAAUUGAUCGUGGUAUAAAACAUUUGAUACAUAUUACGAUAGAAAAUGUAUAUAUUAUAACGAUAUACCAUUUAUUCGAUUUUUAAUUGAACGUUUAUAGCUGUAUGCCAGUGCUUUCGUACGUGGUAAUAAAAUUACGUAUUGUUUAA
This is a messenger RNA of Diprion similis, 1770 nucleotides long. RefSeq names its product lysosome-associated membrane glycoprotein 1 (gene Lamp1). The record is from RefSeq and is a predicted model, not a curated record. NCBI's taxonomy places the organism in Eukaryota, Metazoa, Arthropoda, Insecta, Hymenoptera, Diprionidae. Gene Ontology annotation, cellular component: membrane. The transcript is spliced from 5 exons. The coding region runs from base 184 to 1077 and encodes 297 amino acids.